Aspergillus ibericus CBS 121593 is the source of this 1184-nucleotide messenger RNA. Its product is annotated as putative integral membrane protein Pth11-like. NCBI's taxonomy places the organism in Eukaryota, Fungi, Ascomycota, Eurotiomycetes, Eurotiales, Aspergillaceae. The transcript is spliced from 4 exons. The coding region runs from base 10 to 1089 and encodes 359 amino acids. The record is from RefSeq and is a predicted model, not a curated record.
GCGCCAGACAUGUCCAGCAGUAGCAUCUUCGGCGACCCCCCUCCCGGGACAGACCUGACGGCAAGCCGGCGCGCAGCAAACAAUGCGGCGGUCAUCGUGACCUAUCUUUUGGCGGCAGGAGCCAUUGCCCUUCGAUAUGUUGCCCGAGCCCGGGUGCAACAGGCUGAGAUUGCGGUCGACGAUUGGAUGAUCCUAGCUGCUCUGUUGUCCGUGACGGCCAAUUUUAUGUCCACCCUUGUCGGAGGGUACUAUGGCCUCGGAAAGCAUGUGUGGAGUGUUCCCCUGCCCGAUGUGGUCAAAGUGAUCCAGAUUUUGUUCGCCUAUGUCCUCAUAUACGUCGUCACUGUGCCAUUGAUCAAAUUGUCGGUCCUCCUUUUCUACCGUCGCGUUUUUGGGAUGAACCGAGCCAUGUGGUUCUGUGUGGCGUUGACCAUGGGCUACUGGAUCUCCUGCACCGUGGCGUUUCUGGUUUGCUGCCGGCCGGUCUCUUAUUAUUGGACACAGUACACUGAUCCCAGUGGAGGGAGAUGUGUCUUCGAUCUCUACCCAUUUUAUAUUGGUAAUGCGGCUGCGAAUGUAACCACCGAUGUAAUCAUUCUGCUGGUUCCCAUGCCCCUCAUUUGGAAGCUUCAUAUGAGGACCACCCAGAAAGUCCUUGUCUGUAGCAUCUUUAUGCUUGGCGGAUUCGUCUGCGUGGCCAGUAUCAUCCGCAUCUAUUACAUGACCUUUCUUAGCAACUCUCUGGAUAUCACUUGGAUUAUGGGGAAUGUCUUCAUCUGGUCCAGCGUAGAGCCCUGUAUCGGGAUUGUCUGCGCCUGUCUGCCUACCCUGCAGCCACUCCUACGGCACUCGAUCCAGCGCAUUUUCGGUUCCCGCGCGGGACGUUAUUGGGGAAGUUCUGAGAAUAAGCAGUUCAGCCGGAAUGGGAGGAUAGUGAGGAGGCCUAGAGACUGGGAUGAGUCUCUGCUUGCCACGCAGACGGUUCUCGUUGAGAUGGAUGGAAAGCGGGGAGAGGAUGAGAAUGAAGACGGCAAGAUCGUGAUCGAGACCGAGUUUCGGAUGGCCGAAGAAAGCAAGCCGGGGGUGUAGGACGUAUCACGUGCAGCGAAUCCAUCUUAUUCUUUUUCCUCAAUGUUUUACUGCCUCCCAUUCAUUCUUUUCUUCUUUGGCAUCCAAUCUGCAAG